This is a messenger RNA of Colossoma macropomum (tambaqui), 2028 nucleotides long. Its product is annotated as doublesex- and mab-3-related transcription factor A1-like. NCBI's taxonomy places the organism in Eukaryota, Metazoa, Chordata, Actinopteri, Characiformes, Serrasalmidae. The coding region runs from base 148 to 1209 and encodes 353 amino acids. The record is from RefSeq and is a predicted model, not a curated record. Gene Ontology annotation, cellular component: nucleus. Gene Ontology annotation, molecular function: DNA-binding transcription factor activity, RNA polymerase II-specific; protein binding; RNA polymerase II cis-regulatory region sequence-specific DNA binding. The transcript is spliced from 2 exons. Gene Ontology annotation, biological process: regulation of transcription by RNA polymerase II; sex differentiation.
CUGUGUGUGUGUGUGUGUGUGUGUGUGAGAGAGAGAGUGAGAGGGCGUGUCCUGGCUUAGUGUUUCGCCUCCACCUGAGCUUUAAAAGCUCCGGACCCUGCGUGCGCUUCUCAUUCGCGCUCACCCACACACACCCCCUCGUGCAGUAUGUAUGAGUCCGGCCGCUCGCUCUCGCUCCCUCUGCGCGCGCCACUGCUGUUGCGCGCUCCCGCAGGUUUGGAACGCGCCUUCCCGCGGACGCCGAAGUGCGCGCGCUGCCGGAACCACGGCGUCCUGUCCGCGCUGAAGGGCCACAAGCGCGCGUGCCGGUGGCGGGAUUGCGCGUGCGCGCGCUGCGCUCUGAUCGCCGAGAGGCAGAGGGUGAUGGCGGCGCAGGUGGCACUGAGGAGGCAGCAGGAGCAGGAGACCAAGAGCAGGACGGAGGGAUACGGUGACCCACUGAACUCAUACAUGUUUAACGGCUUCCUGAUCGCGUCCCCGCCAGCCCCGCUGACCUCUCCAGUGUCCAGCAGCCCCGUUCUCCCCGGGGAGCCUGUUAAAAUGAGCGGGACCGUGUCUCCCGGCCUCGACCGGCUGUCUGACCGCACCUCCAGCCCUCCGUCUCUCACAUCUUCUGACCAAGAGUCAGGAAGUGAGUGUGAAAAGAUCAAAGCCGCUUCUCCUGACCUGCUAAGCCCAGUGGUGUCCAGCAGAGAACGGGACCCGACCCAGAUUCUGCUGAAGAUUUUUCCUCAUCUCAAACCAGACACUGUGGAAUCAACACUGAGGUCAUGUGCUGGAGACAUUGUGAAGGCCAUCGAAGCUCUUCUGGCCUCCAAAGAUGAAGCACUCACACCACUAUCUGAAAGUCCAUCUCCUUCCAUCACCAGGAACCUUCUGGAAUCUCCAGAAAGUUCAGGAACCCUCAGCUCCAGCUCCGCUUUCUCUCCUUUACACACCUCAGCCACUAAAGCGUUGGCCAGCGACAGCUUGUAUGGGUUGAGUCCUCGUUUUGGGAUCAAUCCGCUUCAUCUAGCCUAUUCCGCUUCGUCCACCAGAGGUGCUUUACCCAGUUUUAUAUCUCCAUAUCUUCCAGGACUGCUGCCAGCUUUUCCUCUCCGCGCUCCUCUUCAUUACCCUUUCCCUGGGACGUCCGGCGAGCUGCCCUAUCAGGGCAAAGACACUUUCACCGCCACAGGCCUUUACUCCUCUCUCAGCCAUGGAAAAUAAAGCCGUUAUUAUUAACCUUCGUCUCACAAUCAGCCUCUGAAUCGAAUUGGCCAAUUAAUAAGAGUGCCAGGGUUAUUUGAAGUGGGGCGAUAGAAGAACCACUUUUGGCUCCCUAAAGAAGCUUUCACUGGAUGAUUCUUUAAAGAACCAUUUUUGGAAAUUAACCUUUUUAAAGAACCUCCACAUGAUGUUAUUUUGUAUGUCAAUGCCAAGAACCAUUCAAUAAUAAUUCAUAGUAGUUACUGAAUAAGUCUAAAGCUCAUAACGAUUCAAUAUGAUCGCAACUCUUUAGAAAACAAUUCAAUAGAUCAUAAAAUCUCACAUUUCUCAGUGAUUUUAUCAGAUUCAGGAUGAUUAUUGUUUUGGGAUGAAUACGAAUUUUGUAAAAUACAAUUUUUUGUGUUAGAAUAAGCUAGAGAAUGUUAUUUUGGCCAAAAUUUGAGCACAUACUUUAUUGAAUAUGAUUAUAAUAUUAGUGCAGUAUUAAUAUUAUUAUAUAUUAAAUCCUAAUGUUCCAAAAUAAAUGCAGCUGAAUCACUGCCUUCAGAUCACUGCAUUACAGCACUACUUUUUUCAGAAGCAGAGUUGCUUUUAUUGGCCAAGUAAGAUAUUACUCUUUUUAUCUGUGAGGUACUGAUUUACACAUUUAUUAAUGUUCUGUAAUUAUAAUGCAAUAAUAUGUGUUGACAACAAUGUAUAAAUGUACCAAUAUUGCCUUGAAAUGUAGCAAACGUUCUAUUUUUAUACUUUAAAUUUUGCUUUCCAGCCUCAAUUUAUUGUUGUUAUCUGCUGUAUAUAUAUAUACAUUUCAUAAAUAAA